AUGCAGAACCAGUCGACCUCUCUAGUUUUACCGAAUAUACGGAGGAGAAUAGACAUAACAUGCAAAGAUUGCCGUCGUCUCAAGGAUAAGCUCAUGGCUACCUCAUCACCCGAUUAUAAUUCCAUGGAAUUCGAGGCAGAGCGUAUCAAGGCUCUGGAGUACAUUGUUCGGCACUAUACAGGGCUUGAGCGAUAUGACAGACAGACCCUGGAAAAGACGAUCACUGGAAUUUCUUUGAAAUCAAAAGCCCCCCCUGAGUCAGGCAAGAGUGAAGGGGGUGGAAGUAGGAGUGUGAAUGCAGCACCUACAAACUAUUUCUAUGUCGACGAAGAAUCGCUCCGACAACACCUUGACCGGGUUUACUCAUGUCCAUCUAGGAUAAAACAGGAGGAUACCCCAUGGGUUUCUGUUGUGUUGAUGGUGUUUGCACUUGGAGUGCAGUUUACGAGUCAUUACCAAUCUCCACCACGGGACUCGUCUAGGGAGCUCACGAGAGAUGCACAUGAUAUUUGCCAGGGCAUGGAUGAUUCUACUACAUCAAAGUUCUAUCAGGUAGCCAUGAAACUUAUUCCUGAUAUACUGGUUGCAGAGUCGAUCGAGAGUGUACAGGCCUUUCUCCUAUUUGGCUUACACACGCUGCCCGCCGAUCCAGCUGGACUCUCCUACACUUAUUUCGGAAUUGCUAUCAAACUGGCAACACAACUAAACCUGCAUCUGAAAACAACGUCUAUUUCAUGCGCAAGGGAUCUUGAAGUAAGGAAAAGGGUUUGGUGGACCGCCUUCUUACACGGGCGACCUGCUUCUAUAUCCCGAUUCGAUGUCAAUGCUGAUCUUCCUGUAUACAUGGAAGAGCUACAGCCCAAAGAACGAAUCAAUACUUUUCACAAUACUAUGGCCAUGCUGAGAAUCAACAUCUUCAUGGAGGACGCCCGAGAUAGAAUAUGCUUCAUCGUUGAGAACUUUAACCCAGGAGUCAGUUGCACCGAGGGUGUAGAAUGGUUGAAGUUACGACAAGCUAUUCUUAUGAUAAGAAUCAUACCCUCAGAGAUGCCUAUGAGAAAGGGGUCAAAAUACUUCAAGAUGUGUCAACAAAGUUUUUUUCCAUAG
Fusarium graminearum PH-1 is the source of this 1107-nucleotide messenger RNA. RefSeq lists its product as uncharacterized. Gene Ontology annotation, molecular function: DNA binding; zinc ion binding. Gene Ontology annotation, biological process: DNA-templated transcription. The coding region runs from base 1 to 1107 and encodes 368 amino acids. The record is from RefSeq and is a predicted model, not a curated record. The transcript is spliced from 7 exons. Lineage: Eukaryota; Fungi; Ascomycota; Sordariomycetes; Hypocreales; Nectriaceae.